Messenger RNA from Osmia lignaria (orchard mason bee), 1285 nucleotides. RefSeq lists its product as uncharacterized. Lineage: Eukaryota; Metazoa; Arthropoda; Insecta; Hymenoptera; Megachilidae. The record is from RefSeq and is a predicted model, not a curated record.
CAUGGACGAUGUUUGAAGCACGUUAGACGAAAUCUUACGGAUGCGUCGUACGGACCAAGUCGUCUCGACGUUUCUGAUUUUCAUUUGAUUUUUACCUGUGAUCGUUUUCUUACGUCCGAUCGGGGUGGUUCGUGCAUGUGAAUCAUCGUCGGCUGCACCCUUCCAGCUUCGUCGACCAAUCGUCAGGGAGUAUGAGGCCCGCAAAGAGCUGGGCCACCCUGGCCGCGGCCGUGCUUACUACGGCCCUAUUCUGGCAGUCCAUCUCAGCCGAUGCGCCAAUCUCAGGCAGCUAUUUACCACCAUCAACGAGUUAUGGGACACCGAACAUAGGAGGCGGAAGCGGCGGAAACGGCGGAAGCUUCGGCGCCCCAUCCUCUAGUUACGGGGCACCUAACGGAGGUGGUGGAGGUGGUGGUGGCGGUGGCGGUGGUCGUCCUUCCUCCACCUACGGAGCCCCCUCUAGCAACUAUGGAGCCCCAUCGAGUAGCUACGGAGCGCCCUCUAGCGGCAAUGGUGCACCAUCCAGCAGCUAUGGCGCCCCCUCGUCCGGUGGCGGCGGCGGUUUCGGUGGCGGUGGCGGUUUCGGUGGCGGUUUCGGUGGCGGAAUCUCGUCAAGCUACGGUGCCCCGUCCCGUGGCGGUGGAGGUGGGGGAUCACUGUCCUCGUCUUAUGGCGCACCUAGUUCCGGCGGCGGUGGACUGUCCUCCAGCUAUGGUGCUCCCACUGGAGGCGGUGGCGGAUAUUCAAGACCAUCUUCGUCUUACGGUACACCUAGCACCGGUGGUGGCAGUUUCAAUGGAGGCGGACGUGGAUAUUCUGGAGGCGGAGGUGGUUACUCUAACGGCGGCGGCGGUAGAGGUGGCUAUUCCGGCGGUGGCGGAGGCUACUCAGGAGGCGGCGGCGGUUACUCGAACGGCGGCGGUGGAUAUUCCAACGGUGGCGGCUACUCUGGAGGUGGUGGAGGUGGUUACUCUGGAGGUGGCGGAGGUGGCUACUCCGGAGGUGGUGGUGGGUACUCUGGAGGCGGAGGCGGCUACUCUGGAGGAGGCGGAGGUGGCUACUCUGGAGGUGGCGGAGGCGGCUAUUCUGGAGGUGGCGGAGGUGGUCAAGGGUACGCUAGCAACGGAGGUUAUCAAUAUUAAUCGCCGGGUAUCUUCACCCCUUGCGACGACCUUCGACCUUGUUUCAUCAGUCAUCGAGCAUCAUCGGGCGAAUCAAAGUAACCUAAACGCGUCAAUGUCCUCCGUGCUACAAUCGAAACGUGAAAAUGUCAUUCAACGCACCA